Molecule: messenger RNA, 725 nt
Organism: Paramecium sonneborni
Lineage: Eukaryota; Ciliophora; Oligohymenophorea; Peniculida; Parameciidae
Source: the annotation of a GenBank genome assembly
AUAUAUUCUGAUUAUGUCUUACGAUUUUCUUUUUAAAUAUAUCAUCAUUGGAGACUCAGGUAAGCUAUUAUAUAUAAUAAAGGUGUUGGGAAAUCCUGCCUUUUGCUUUAAUUAUUAGAUAAAAGAUUCAGAUAAAAACAUGAAGUUACAAUAGGAGUUGAAUUCGGUGCUAAACCAAUAGAAGUGGAUGAUCUUAAUAUAAAAUUAUAAGUUUGGGAUACUGCAGGAUAAGAAGCGUUUAAAAGCAUUACUCGAACAUAUUAUAGAUCAGCUGCUGGUGCUUUAAUAGUUUAUGAUGUCACAAAGUAAAUAAUUUAAUUUCUAUUAUUUUAGGAGAGAAUCUUUUAAUAGUGUAUAAACAUGGAUUGAAGAAGCAAAAUAGAAUGGAAAUUAAACUAUGAGCAUGAUUUUGGUUGGGAAUAAAACUGAUUUAGAGUCUAUGAGGGAGGUUACAACAGAAGAAGGAAAGCAAUUGGCAAAACAAUAAAAUAUUUUAUUUAUUGAGACUAGUGCAAAGACUGGAGAUCAUAUUGAUGAUACUUUUAUUAUAAGUGCUAAAGAGAUCAUUUAAAAAUUAAAGAAUAAGUAAAUUGAUUUGCGAGAUGAAGUAUUUUUAUAAUACUAGAUUAUAGAAUUGUGGUAUUAAGAAAGGUGCAAAUGCAUAAAAUAAGAAUACACUUCAAAAUUCAGAGGACGAUAAAAAAUAACUUAAUAGUUGUUGUUGA